AUGCAAGAGCAAGAUUUCACUUUCAUCGCUUUUAGCUGCAGACCAGUACCGAAUUUGCAAUUUCAAUUCGUUGGUUAUUUCGAUUCUUCUCUCUUAUAUAACGCGUCUGUCUUUUUUUCUCGCUCUAGGGUUUCCAACAGUCUUCUUCACUCGGUCAAUUGCCCAGUUUCGGCACAAAUGAAGAAGAGACAGAAUAUUGAUAAUGAAUCCAGUCCUUAUAUUGAUCUGAAUUCUCUCAUUCAUGAGAAUUCUCUGUUCUUUGAUAAGUUGAUUGAGCUCAUCCCUGCUAAGUUCUAUCUUCCAGUUGAUGAUAAAGAGAAGAAAUGGUUCCAAGGCCUUAGCAAGGAUGAAAAAGCUUUGGCAAAGAAGGAAACAAGGGAAAACAUCAAGAAAGCACGGAGAGAUCGGCUUGACCCAGAGAAGUCUUCUACAACCACCUUAGAUUUGCUUAUGAAAAAUUUGGAGAAGGAAAAAUCAACUGAUGAGAGUGAUGAGGAAGAAGUGGAGAUUAAUCCGAUGAUAUCUGGUCUAGAAGGUGAUGGUCAGUCAGCAACAUAUGAAGAUCUCCGACAACGACUUCAACGCAAAAUUGUAGAGCUUCGAGGAAAUCGAAACAUGAGUCAAAAGACGAAAGAUAAGAAAAAAGGAAUGCAGGAAAGGAAACGCAAGAGGGAAUCUGAAUCUGAUAAAAGGAAGCCUACAACAAGUACUUCAAUGGAAAAAGGGGAGAAGGAUGCAGCAGAGGCUGCAAAAGAGCUCAAAUUUAGCCAUGUUAAACUUGGGAAAGAUGAGGAGCUUGGAAAGAAGAAGAGGAGGAAACUAUCGAAGUUAAAGGAACUUGAAAUGGCAAAAGAAUUGGAGGAAGCUAAGAAGGAUCCAGAAAAAGGGGAUGUAAUUGCAAAGAAGCAUUCAUGGAAAACAGCAACAAACAAAGCUGCAGGCAUUAAGGUUCAUGAUAAUCCAAAGCUGUUGAAAGAUAGCAUAAAGAAGGAGAAGAAGAGACAUCAAAAGAAUGCUGAGAAAUGGAAAGACAGGAUUGAAAACCAACAGAAAAUGAAAGCAGAAAAACAGCAGACAAGAUCGCAGAACAUAGCUGAUAGAAUUCAGCAGAAAAAGAUGCGACGGAUUGCAAAGAGAGAGAAAAAGCUAUCACGGCCUGGGUUUGAAGGUCGCAAGGAAGGUUAUAUCAAUGAUGGUGAAGGUGCUCAGGCCUAGAAGUUUGUAUCAGCAUCUUAAUCUGUUCCUAUUAACUCUUUUUCACACCUGCAAUAGAAUUGGUUUAAGCCUUACCAUCAUAGCCAAAAGAAAAUGUUUUAGGAGCCUCUUCUGAAAGAACCUGUUAGUCUUUCAUUUCAUCUUUAAUCAUUUAGUAAAAGGGUGUUGUUUAAAUAUUUUUGCAAUGAUUUUAUGGGCAUGUAAGUCCCACUAGAAUAGUCUUGUAACACUUCUCAAUAUUUUCCUUCUCUUCUGGAAUUUUAGUGUCAAAUCACCUUGCAUUCAUAAAA
Molecule: messenger RNA, 1505 nt
Organism: Jatropha curcas
Lineage: Eukaryota; Viridiplantae; Streptophyta; Magnoliopsida; Malpighiales; Euphorbiaceae
Product: Surfeit locus protein 6
Biological process (GO): ribosomal large subunit biogenesis; ribosomal small subunit biogenesis
Cellular component (GO): nucleolus
Molecular function (GO): RNA binding; DNA binding
Source: RefSeq, a predicted model, not a curated record